Messenger RNA from Drosophila sulfurigaster albostrigata, 795 nucleotides. RefSeq names its product mitogen-activated protein kinase kinase kinase 7-like. Bases 132 to 578 code for a protein of 148 amino acids. The transcript has 4 exons. The record is from RefSeq and is a predicted model, not a curated record. Gene Ontology annotation, biological process: JNK cascade; positive regulation of canonical NF-kappaB signal transduction; protein phosphorylation. NCBI's taxonomy places the organism in Eukaryota, Metazoa, Arthropoda, Insecta, Diptera, Drosophilidae. Gene Ontology annotation, molecular function: protein tyrosine kinase activity; MAP kinase kinase kinase activity; ATP binding.
UGCCUGUGAUACAUACGGUUUGCCCAGCAUUGUGGAGACGUUCUGAAUCUAAUGGUUUAGUAAAACAUAAGUUUAUAACUGAUUUAUUAACGACGAAGGUGGCACUAAAAGAAAUUGACUGCAAUACGAAAAUGAAAUGGGAAAUUCUGAGAGAAGUCCCCAAGCUUUUAGGUCUAGCUCAUGAGAAUAUUGCCACAUUAUACGGAGUUUCUUUAAAUCGGAAAGAUAAUAUUUGCAUGGUUAUUCAGCAAGCAGAAUGUAGAACACUCUAUCAUUUGCUGCAUUGUCGUAAGUAUAAAUGGAUCUUAUUUCAGGAGAAGCUCAAUUGGAUGCAGCAAUGUGCAGAGGGUUUGGAGUACUUGCAUGGAAAAAACAUAAUCCAUCGGGGUCUUACAACUCGAAGCUUGUUACUUUUCGAUGAAUGUCGUAAAUUAAAAAUAACUGAUAUCGGAAAAGUGAAUGAAGUUGAAAAAAUUAGAACUGAUUUCAUGUGUCGCUAUUUGGCUCCAGAAGUUUGCAUGGAGAAAAAAGACUUCACACAAAAGGCGGAUGUAUUUAGCUUCGGCAUAAUUUUUUGAGAAGUGAUCAAACGAAAGAAGCCAUUUUCUGACUGGGAUUUGGAUGUUGUCAGUAUAGGUAUAAGAGAAGGUUAUCGACCGGACAUUGAUAAUUUGAUCAAUGUCGAUUAUGAUGGUAUAGUACUGAUAAUGAAAUGUUGUUGGGAAGAAUCUCCAAAAGAUCGUCCAACGAUGAGUGAAGUGCGUCACGAUUUAAGUCAUUUUAUUGAGCGCUAUG